Messenger RNA from Raphanus sativus (radish), 1040 nucleotides. RefSeq names its product mediator of RNA polymerase II transcription subunit 9. Lineage: Eukaryota; Viridiplantae; Streptophyta; Magnoliopsida; Brassicales; Brassicaceae. The record is from RefSeq and is a predicted model, not a curated record. Gene Ontology annotation, cellular component: mediator complex. The transcript has 6 exons. Bases 179 to 898 code for a protein of 239 amino acids.
UCGGCGUUUAGUGGAAACGUUCACCGAUCAUCACUCUCUCCGUCCUAGCUCUCUGUUUUUUUUUUCAGGUACGCGGCAAAAUCUUCUAACCUCUUCUAUUUCUUCUCUUCUUGAAAUCUGAUUCGACCUAAUUUCAUCGUCUCCAAUCGUGUUCGAGGCAAGUAUUGAGAUCGGAGGAAUGGAUCAGUUCGCGGGAGGCAAUUGGUCGAUGAUCCCCAACGUUCAGGCGCAGGGUAGCUUCGGUACACCCACCAAUCAAGACCAUCUAUUCCUCCAGCAACAACAACAACAGCCACAACAGUUUCAUCAACAACAAACCCAGCAGCAGUUCCAGCCACAGCAACAGCAACAACAACAAGAGAUGCAGUUCCAGCAAUUCCAGCAACAACAACAGUUCAUUCAACAGCAGCAGUUCCAUCACCAGCAGCACCGUCUGCUACAUUCUCCUAUCCAGCAGCAGCAGCCGCAAUCGUCUUUGCAGUCCCCUCCGCCGCCGCAACAGACGAUGGUUCAUACUCCGCAAUCUAUGAUGCAUACACCGCAGCAGCAGCAGCAGUUGGUGCAUACUCCGCAGCAAUCGGUUCAGACUCCGCAGCAGCACCAGUCUUUAGCUUCUCAUUUCCAUCUCUAUCCUUUGGUGGAGAAACUAUCAGAUGCUGUUGAAACAGGAACACGAGAUCAGAACUCUGAUGCUCUGGUGAGUGAAUUGAACGGCCAUUUUGAUAAGUGCCAGCAGCUGUUGAAUUCGAUUUCAGGAUCCCUUGGAUCCAAAACUACUAUGACUGUUGACGGCCAAAAGAGGAAUCUAGAAGAAAGUGAGCAAUUACUUCAACAAAGAAGGGACUUGAUUAUGGAAUAUAGAAAAUCUAUUGAAGACCUUGUCAAGAUUGAGCCUUAGUUCCAGAUCUCUCGCUUAGAUGUGGUGUAUCUUUAUUUACGUCUACUCUACACUUGUAGCUUUCUAAUAAAAGACCAAGAUUUGUAAUCAGUGAACCACUUUUUAAUUCAAAGAAUAAUAAUGGAAAUGUUUUUUUUUUCUU